Messenger RNA from Penicillium malachiteum, 330 nucleotides. RefSeq names its product putative RING finger domain protein. NCBI's taxonomy places the organism in Eukaryota, Fungi, Ascomycota, Eurotiomycetes, Eurotiales, Aspergillaceae. Bases 1 to 330 code for a protein of 109 amino acids. The record is from RefSeq and is a predicted model, not a curated record. The transcript has 3 exons.
AUGUCAUCUGAUACUGUUGUCGAGCCCUUGGACGAACCAUACAAAAAGCUGAGAUACUCUAAGAGAACGAGCGAUCGGGUGCAUCCACGUGGUGCAGCAGGCACUACAGCCAUUGCCUUGGGGGCUACACUAGGAACGUGCAUUGUAUUCACGUUUCUUUUCAUCGGCCUGAUAGCCCUCGUCUACCGAAAACGGAAACAAUCAAGCCCUGAAGAGCGGCUGGCAAAACUCAACACCACAUCACCGGUACUAAAGCUAGAAGAGUGGUGGAGCAAGAAGGGGAGGAAGCUGGGUAGCUUUGAAGCCUUAGAUAGGCUGUUCAACUGGUAA